Daktulosphaira vitifoliae (grape phylloxera) is the source of this 1770-nucleotide messenger RNA. RefSeq lists its product as uncharacterized. Lineage: Eukaryota; Metazoa; Arthropoda; Insecta; Hemiptera; Phylloxeridae. The transcript has 2 exons. Bases 19 to 1224 code for a protein of 401 amino acids. The record is from RefSeq and is a predicted model, not a curated record.
UUUUAUACAUUUAUUGACAUGCAUCUUAAACUAUUUAUUUUAACAUUGACUUUAAUUUAUUACAAAAUCGCCUAUGUAGAAUGUAAAAUUCAAGAAUUUUCAUACUUAAAUUAUUUAAUUGAAAUAGAAGAUCAUCUGUGUAUUCAAAAUGGAUGGAAAUCUGCGGGAAACCUAUACGUGAAACUUGAUUCCAUUGGAUUUUUAAGUGUCCAAGAUUUAGUAGCGCAAAAACUCAACAAAAAAAAUGUGCUAAGUGUUUUCAAUAAUAUUGUUGAUAUUUUAAACUACAGGUAUAGCGAAGUACUUUUAACAUUCGUAGAAUUAUUAAAUAUUGUUAAUGGUAUAUGUGUACACCUUUUAGACGCUAAAAUAUUAGAAAACUUUAUAAAUUGUACAAUAUUACUAGUAAAAGUAAUAAACAAUUCAAUGACAAUGUUUGAUAAUUUAUACAAUGUUAUGACAUUUAUAAGUUAUAUGGACUUUAAACUUGUGUUUCCCGAGUUAAAAACUAACCCAAUUACAAUAGUUCAUGACAUGUAUGAGAUAAAAAAUCAUAUAUAUUUAAAAAAAAUCCAAUAUGAGUAUCAUUAUGUUGAUCUUCAAGUAUUUAUCGAAACUAAAGAAUUCAUUGGUAAUGUAUCUAAAAGUGCAAAUAACUGUUUCGAGAAAAAUAAAUCUAUUAUAAAUACUAGUGAGAAAAUUGAUCUCAAAACUAAAUGUAAAACAGAAUAUUUGGCACACAACAGAGAUUUCAUGGAUUUUAUACAAUUCAUGUGUCAUAAGAUCAAUUCAAUUUACACUGAAACAAUUAAAAUUAAUUACGAUGAUCUUGGAUUCAUUCAGUUGAUAAAUCCAACAAAUCAUAAGUUUAAACCUCUGAUUGACGAAUCUAUUAAUCAAGAACUUGGAAUCAAGACACUUAAUACUUUAUUUAGCGAGGGUAGUUGGAAUUUAUUUAGUCACAUAGAAAUAAAACAUGAUAAUUUAAUAAUAAAUGCCACAACUGUAAUGAGAGACCUGGUGACAGAUCACAAUUUUCAUCUUAAAAAAUUUUACUUCACACAAAUAGUGCGAUGUAGAUUUUUUGAAGUGCUUUACAAUAAAUUACAAACUAUUUUAUGUAGGAUUUGUAGAAUUGAAAAAAAAAGUAAUAAUUAUGUGAAAUGUGUCACAAAUCUUUUUGACACAAUUAAUUAUACAGUAAAAUGUUUUAUUUUAUGCUGACAAUUAUGGAAAAACUAAAACUAUCAAAAAUAAGGUUGCCUGAAAGAUUAUAUUCUAACUUACUUUCAACUUAUAAAUUAAUACACAAUUAUAUAAUUGAUCUUAAAACUUAUAACGUAACACGAAAUGUGUUUAUAAAUACACCUGAAGUAAAUAUUGAAUAUUUAGCUAGUGAUUACAUGGUGAGUUUUCAAAAAGCAAGACUACAUUUUUCCAAUAUGCUACGUAAAUUAAAAACAAAAAGAUUAAAUAACUGUUGUUCAGAAGGUUUAUUGGUGACUACAGAAAAUAUGGAAACUAAAUUUUCUAAUAUUGCGCUUGUUAUUAAAUCAUCAACGGCAAAUGAUACAUCUGUCACACAAUAUGAAUUAUUUUCAAAAUAUUUAUAUGAAUUUUGUGAAAACUUUAUUAAAACUGAUUAUAAAGAUACAGGUUUUUAUAAAAUACAUCAAAAUUAUUUUUGGAAAUUGCCAUAAUCCAUUUUUGUUAUUAAAACUAAAUAUAACUGUUAAGUAAUCGAAAUACGUAUUUUAUGUUUAAUUUGAG